This is a messenger RNA of Dromaius novaehollandiae (emu), 1618 nucleotides long. It is a transcript of the gene ZNF513, whose product is annotated as zinc finger protein 513. The transcript is spliced from 3 exons. Gene Ontology annotation, biological process: positive regulation of transcription by RNA polymerase II. Lineage: Eukaryota; Metazoa; Chordata; Aves; Casuariiformes; Dromaiidae. Gene Ontology annotation, cellular component: nucleus. The coding region runs from base 101 to 1486 and encodes 461 amino acids. The record is from RefSeq and is a predicted model, not a curated record.
CCCGGCCCCGGCCGGAAGCGGAAGUGCCGGGGGCUGAGGCGGGGCGGCGGUGGCCGCCCCUGGCUGGCGGGGGCGGCGGGGCCGGGCCGGGCCCGCCACGAUGCCCCGGCGGAAGCAGAGCCACCCGCAGCCGGUGAAGGCAGACCCGCUGGCGGGGAAGAUCGCCAUCCCGGCCUACGCGCUGAGCGACGACGACUGCUCCUCCGGCUGCCAGCGGCUGGGCGUGGAGAGCGACCCCGAGGAGGGCGGGGAGCCCGGCCCCGCCGCGCUGCCCUGCCGCCAGUGCGGGCUGCAGCUGGCCGCCAGCCUGGGGCAGAGCUGCCUGCGGUGCGCGGGGGCCGAGGGGGGCCGCAGCCAGCGCAUCGUGUACUCCUGCCAGCUCUGCCCCUUCGCCUCGCACUACUCCAGCCACCUCAAGCGCCACAUGAAGACGCACAACGGGGAGAAGCCGUUCGCCUGCCCGCAGUGUGCCUACGCCUCCGCCCAGCUGGUGAACCUCACCCGCCACCUGCGCACGCACACGGGGGAGAAGCCCUACCGCUGCGCCGGCUGCAGCUUCGCCUGCAGCAGCCUGGGCAACCUCAAGCGCCACGAGCGGGUGCACAGCCAGGACAAGCCCUUCCAGUGCGCCGCCUGCGACUACCGCUGCAACCAGAGCCGCAACCUGAAGCGGCACAUGCUCAGCCACCGCCUGCCCGACGGCGAGGGCCCGCAUCGGCGCGACAAGGACCCAGAGCCGCUGCUGCCGGAGCUGAGCCUGCACGUGGGCAGCGGCAGCGGCCCCUUCCUGCCCGGCUGCGCCCGCCUGCGGGGCGACGAGGCGGCGGCGCUGCCCGAGCUGCUCUUCCCCUUCACGUGCCGCAUGUGCGGGCUGGUGCUGGACGACGGCUUCGCGCAGGACGAGGGCCUGGCCGAGCAGGUCUGCGGGCGCUGCAGCCUGGCGGUGCUGGGCGCCGAGCCGGGCGCCGGCCCCCGCAAGGGCGCCGGGGACAAGGGCUUCGCCUGCAGCCUCUGCGCCUUCGUCACCCACUACCCCAACCACUUGGCGCGGCACAUGAAGACGCACAGCGGGGAGAAGCCCUUCGCCUGCCCGCUCUGCCCCUACGCCUCCGCCCACCUCGACAACCUGAAGCGGCACCAGCGCGUGCACACGGGCGAGAAGCCCUACAAGUGCCAGCUCUGCGACUACGCCUGCGGCAACCUGGCCAACCUCAAGCGCCACGGGCGCAUCCACUCGGGCGACAAGCCCUUCCAGUGCAGCCUCUGCAGCUACAGCUGCAACCAGAGCAUGAACCUGAAGCGGCACAUGCUGCGGCACACGGGCGAGAAGCCCUUCCAGUGCCGGGACUGCCCCUACACCACCGGCCACUGGGACAACUACAAGCGCCACCAGAAGAUCCACGGCCACGCGGCCGAGAGCUGGGUGAACCCGCGCAACGCCAAAGCCCUGCUGGCCCCCCCCGCCGUGGGCGCAGCCCUGCCCUGAGACAGCACUUAGCCCCCCGGGGCGCCUCGGCCGCGGGGCGCCCUGGCCGCGGGGGCCUCGCCCUCCCUGGGGGAGGGACGGCACGGCAGAAGCUCCUCCGGGGCUCGAGCUGCCUUCGUCCGGGCCGGCCGC